CUCAUCUCCGCCAUUACAAUCACACACGAAACUUCUCCUUCUUCUACUCACUCCCUGAGGUCAAAAGCAUGAGACUUUACAAAACCCUAUUCAUCCGCCUCGUCGCCCACCACCCUCCGCGUCCGAUCUCCUCCCUCGCCGCGCGUUUCUCUUCUUCCAGCUCCUCCUCCUCUCAGCUCGCUCCGAGGCGUGCUCACCACCACGAGGAAGAGUCUCGUGGAGUUAAGGUUUCGGUGUGGUGGGACUUCGAGAACUGCCAUUUGCCCACCGGCGCGAACGUCUUCAGAGUGGCGCAGUCCAUCACAGCCGCCGUUAGAAUUAACGGCAUCAAAGGACCAAUCACGAUCACUGCCUUCGGAGACGUGUUGCAGCUGUCGAGAACGAAUCAGGAAGCUCUCUCCGCGACGGGAAUCAACCUCGCUCAUGUCCCUCAAGGUGGGAAGAACAGUACAGAUAGAGCUCUCAUUACUGAUCUAAUGUGUUGGGUUGCUCAGAACCCACCUCCUGCUCAUCUCUUCCUCAUCUCCAGCGACAGAGACUUCUCCACCGUCUUACACAAGCUCAGGAUGAGCAACUACAACAUCUUGCUCGCCGGCUACGAAGAAAGAUCGCUUGGCGUGUUGUGCAGCGCUGCUUCCAUCAUGUGGGACUGGAACGCUUUACUUAGAGGAAACAACUUAGCCGGUAAAUGCUUUAACCAGCCGCCUGAUGGUCCUUAUAACUCUUGGUAUGGUCACUAUAAAACUCCUCUCCUUGACCCGUUUGCCGCAUCCACCAAGCCACAGGAGUUGCAGGAGUCUAGUUUAGAUACUAAUCAUGUACCGGAAGAAGUUGUUAGGGAGAUUGGUUUGGUUUUGAGUUUGUAUCCUAAGGGAGUGGCUAUUACUGAACUGCGUGAGCAGCUGAAGAAGAGGAAUGUGACCUUGGGUGACGAUUUUUAUGGAUAUAAGAGGUUUUCGAGGUUUUUGUUUUCUAUGCAGGAGAUCUUGGAGGUUGUUCCAAAGGGAGAAGGUGUGUUUCUUGUUCAUGCUUGUAAGCAAGGAAUGGAUAACAACAAAGUUGCAACUGUGGAGAAGGUGAAACAGAAUGUUGAAGAUGUCAAAAAGGAAUCUGAAUCACAAGAGAGUUCUCAAGAAUCUGAAUCACAAGAGAUAGGACUAGAGCAUCUCCAAGAAAAGAAAAAGGAAGGUGUUGUUAGUGAAGGGAAAGUGGUGGAUGAUGAGGACUUAGAAUCUCAGAUUGCAUCUCCCACCUCUAGUGAAUCUGCUAAGGAGAUGAGAGCAGACACUGAAGCAAGCAAGAGUCAAGGGCUUUUAAGACGACUUCUGAAGAGAUUCAACUUGUUUUGUGGAGGAAACAAAGAGCUUAGCAAUGAACCAGCAGCUGGAGAUGUAGUAGAUGACGUUUUUGAACAAGAUUCUUUUUGGGAAGAUGUUGAAUCUUUCAUCAAUUCUCCAAGAGGCUUCGUCCUUGUUUCUCACUCACCGUCAAGAGAAGCGUUGGCUAAGAACCUUAAGGACGAAGGACCUUCAUCUCUGAAGCAGCUGGAUCUCUCCAAAACGCUUGAAUUAGUCUCUCUGUUGAUAUCAGAUAAGAAAUGGAUCAAGGAGAAUCCUUCUGAAGCGUUACCUUUCAGAGUAACUCGGUUCACCUCUUGCCCUAGCAAUCCUCAUGCCUCUAGUGUAUUGAGAUCCAUGUUUGUGAGUUUGUCAAAGUCUCAGCCGGAAGAAGCAGAGUCCAAGAACAAUGGUGUAAGCGAGAGAUCAAGAACCGAGGUGAUUGCUGAUUGUCAUAAGCUGAUAAAGAAGAUAACAGAGGAAAGCCCCGGAGGCUACAACAUGAGUAACUUCAAGAAAGACUUCUUGGAAGAGUUCAAGUACCGUUUGGAUUAUCAGAGCCUCGGUUAUCCGAAGCUGCAGACUUUGAUACAGAUGAUGCCUGAGGCGAGGAUUGAAUCAGGUUACAUUGUUCCUUCAUCAACACAGGCUCCAUAUGCAUCUGACUCAUCAUUAGACAAAGAAGUUGGUUCAGUUUCCAAGAAGAAGGAGAAAGGGGAUGAAACAGAGAGGGAUGUGCUUAAAAUCCUAGGUUGUUGGGACAGUGUUGAAGAUGAUGAGAAGACUUGUGGUGUGUUUGGUAAAGAUAAGCUUGUUGAUGGAAUAUUAACAAGCUUGCGUGAGAAACCAUCUGGUGGCGAGUCUAGAGUUCUAUAAAUGAAACUCAACUUGUUGUAUUAUCUUAGAGACAGUUUGAUGCACUACGUCUCUAUUGUUACUACUUUUGAUUAUGAUCACUUGGCACAAGGCAUCCCCAUAUGAUUGUAUAACUUCA
Brassica oleracea var. oleracea is the source of this 2331-nucleotide messenger RNA. RefSeq lists its product as uncharacterized. The transcript is spliced from 3 exons. The record is from RefSeq and is a predicted model, not a curated record. Gene Ontology annotation, cellular component: peroxisome. Lineage: Eukaryota; Viridiplantae; Streptophyta; Magnoliopsida; Brassicales; Brassicaceae. Gene Ontology annotation, molecular function: RNA nuclease activity. Gene Ontology annotation, biological process: regulation of gene expression. Bases 69 to 2213 code for a protein of 714 amino acids.